Messenger RNA from Sitodiplosis mosellana (orange wheat blossom midge), 1425 nucleotides. Its product is annotated as cuticle protein 21.3. The coding region runs from base 106 to 1233 and encodes 375 amino acids. The transcript has 14 exons. The record is from RefSeq and is a predicted model, not a curated record. Lineage: Eukaryota; Metazoa; Arthropoda; Insecta; Diptera; Cecidomyiidae.
AGACAAGUGAUGCCAAUUAUUUCUGUAGUUGGUGUUUGAACUGUAGCACGAACAAACUUCGGCGACACCAUUCAGUUGUGCAAUUAGAAUUUGUUGUAAAUUAAGAUGGCUUUUAAGUUGGUAUUUUUGGCUGCAUUUGUUGCAUAUGUACAAGCUGGCGGACCGGCGGCAUAUUCAAUUGCUGCUCUAAGUGGAGACCAUGCAUAUGUGGGUUCGCAACAAGAACACACCGUAAAAGGACUCUAUGGACAAAAUGUCGUUUCAUCAUACUCAAAAGCCGUUGAUUCUGCCCACUCUUCAGUACGUGUAUCAAACUCACGCCAAAGUAACGACGUUCUUGGUGGAUACCAUGCUGGUUAUGCUGCACCAGCUGUCGUUGGUGGCUAUGGUGGUUAUGGUGGUUAUGGCGUAUCAAAAGUAGUCUCACCAGUCGGAGCUUAUGCAGCCCCUGCUGUUUAUGGUGGCGCUUAUGCACAUGGUUACAACCGUGUGGUUUCACCAGUUUCAACUGUCGUCAGUCAUGGUUAUGCUGCUCCUACCUAUGCUGCUCCUGCCUAUGCCGCUGGUUAUGGUGUGUCGAAGGUUGUUUCGCCAUACGGACUUGCUCAUGCCGCUCCAGCAGUCUACGGUGGUUAUGGUGGUUUGGGAUACGCAUCAAAAGUUGUGGCACCAGUUGCACCUGUUUCCACCGUUGUUAGCCAUGGAAUUGCUGCUCCAGCUUAUGGUUAUAGCAAAGUAGUUUCACCGACAUAUGGUGUUGCCCAUGCUUCCCCAGCAGUCUACGGUGGUUAUGGUGCUUAUGGACAUGGUUUGGGAUAUGCUGGAUAUGGUGGAUACGGUGUUUCGAAAGUAGUCUCACCCGUUUCGACUGUGGUCAGCCACGGAUAUGCCACACCCGCCUUAGGCUAUAGCCAUGGAAUCGCUGCUCCAGCUUAUGGUUAUAACAAAGUAGUUGCUCCAGCGGUUUAUGGUGCUCAUGCCACCCCAGCAGUCUACGGUGGUUAUGGUGCUUAUGGACAUGGUUUGGGUUAUGGUGUAUCAAAGGUGGUUUCACCAGUGCACAGUGUUGCUGCCCCAGUUUACGGUGGAUAUGGAGGAUAUGGAGCAUAUGGUGUGUCUAAAGUUGUCUCUCCAGUUGCCACUUUGGGACUCGGACAUGCGCCCGUCGUUAAAACGGUUGCUCCAGCAUUCACCGCAUCAGUUGUUAGCCCAGGUGCCAGCUAUUCGUGGUAAUUUCUAUCGGCCGCAAAGAAAAAUCUCCACCACGCUCGCGAAAGACGCUGAAAAAAAAUGAUAUCUCACCCGAGAUUCAUCUGAAUUAGUUCUCCAUCUGUCUAUUUAUUCUAAUUUCUUUUGUCUAUAUGAAGCUCACAGACGAUUAAAAUUUUGAUAAAAUUAAACUUUCACAGUUUAACCAAAAAAAAA